AUGAAGACAUCAUUCAUCGCAAUCCUCGCUGCCGCCGCCGGCAUGGCCAUUGCUGACAGCCUUGACGUGCCCGACUGCGCAAAGCAGUGUGUCAACGAUGACAUCCAGAAGAGUGGCUGCGCCCAAGAUCAGAUCAAGGAUUGCUACUGCCAAAAGGCCAAUGUCAACUCACUUGUCAACUGCGUUAGCGGCGCCUGCAAAGACCAGAACGACCUGAUCAAGGCUGCUCAGGCUGCACAGAAGUCCUGUCCACAGCUCACUGGCGGUGGCUUCAUCCCUGGUACAAACAAUGGUGGCGGCAACAACAACGGCGGUAACAACGGGGGAAAGAACUAG
Molecule: messenger RNA, 336 nt
Organism: Colletotrichum abscissum
Lineage: Eukaryota; Fungi; Ascomycota; Sordariomycetes; Glomerellales; Glomerellaceae
Product: CFEM domain-containing protein
Exons: 1
Coding region: 1-336 (111 amino acids)
Source: RefSeq, a predicted model, not a curated record